GGGUUAAGUCUACUAGAGUGGGUGUGCGCGCCCAGGCCGCCUCUUCAAAUCGCGAUUGGCUACGUGCGCGUUUCCGCGCCACUUCUUGCUUUUCCAGUUAGAAGCGUGAUAAGUUUUCAGAGUGUGGCUGGAAUGCUUUUUCCUAGACAGUCUGUUGGACUGGCCCAGGCCUGCUUCUACUUUUCGUCCAGAUUUGUGCGGCGGGGGACACCUGUGCUGCAUCCUCAUGCCUGCAAUGGACUCAACUGGGCACGCAGAAUGACCAGUGAUGGGAGCCAGGGACCUGGAAAAAAGCAGAUGGGAAAACCACGUUGGAGACUAACUGCAGCAGGACUGCUUGUGGGGACAGGGGCAGUGCUGGCCUAUGGAUUAGCCCAAGAACAGAGCGAACAUGCUGCCUCUUCUCCAAAUGACAACUCAGAGGUGCCAUUGCAGGACAACUCCACUACCACUGCAACCAAAGUAUAUCCAGUCUAUUCCCGGGAGGAAGUGGUUAAACACAGGACCCUGGCAGAUCGAGUUUGGGUAACUUUCAAGGGUGAGAUUUUUGACAUCACAGACUUUGUGGGACUGCACCCUGGUGGCAACAAGAUUAUGCUAGCUGCAGGGGGUGCUCUGGAACCCUUCUGGGCUUUGUAUGCUGUCCACAGUCAGGAGCAUGUGCUAGAAAUUCUUAGUCAAUACAAAGUGGGAGAGCUGAGUGCUGAAGACCAGUUGGAAAAAUCAUACAGUGAUGAUGUUUCUGACCCUUAUGCUCGGGAUCCUCAAAGGCACCCUGCCUUGGUGGUCAACAGCCUGAAACCUUUCAAUGCCGAGCCUCCGCCAGAGAUCUUGACAGAAGAUCCCAUCACACCAAACACGUUUUUCUUCAAGAGGAACCACCUACCAGUCCCUCAUGUUGACCCUGCUAGUUAUAAGCUGGAAAUCUCAGGAACUGGCCUUCCUGACACCCUGACUCUUACACUUAAUGACCUCAAAACUAAAUUCACCAAGCACACAGUUAUUGCCACCUUGCAGUGUGCUGGAAACAGGAGGUCUGAAAUGAACAAAGUGAAAACCGUGAAAGGACUGGAGUGGGGCCGGGGUGCCAUUAGCACAGCAAGGUGGGGGGGUGUUCGGCUACGUGAUGUCUUGCUGCAUGCAGGGUACAAGCCAGAUAGUUGUAGUCUUGUUCAGCAUGUGCAAUUUGAAGGUUUGGACAAGGAUGUGACUGGAACUUCUUAUGGAGCCUCGAUACCAUUACACAAAGCCCUGAGUGAGGAUGGUGAUGUGCUUCUGGCCUAUGAGAUGAAUGGUGAAGUUCUGCCACUUGAUCAUGGCUUCCCUCUGCGUGUAGUGGUGCCAGGUGUUGUUGGUGCUCGCAAUGUAAAAUGGCUUGGCAAAAUCAUCCUUAGUGCUGAGGAAAGCCAGAGCCACUGGCAACAGAAUGAUUACAAAGGCUUCUCCCCAUCUGUAGACUGGGACACUGUGGACUUUAGCUCUGCCCCUGCUAUACAGGAGCUGCCCAUUCAGUCUGCCAUUACUGAGCCGGAGAAUGGGGCCAUUCUCGAAAAGGACAGUGACAUGUUGACCAUCAAAGGCUAUGCCUGGAGUGGAGGGGGUCGGGAGGUGGUGCGUGUGGAUGUGUCUCUUGAUGGUGGCAAAACAUGGUGUGUAGCUGAGCUGCGGAGUGCAGAGGGUGAAGAGGCACCUCCACUUGGCAAAGCCUGGGCUUGGAAACUCUGGCAACUCAGUGUUCCUUUUCCUCCUGACAUGAACCAGCUAGACAUUGUAUGUAAAGCAGUGGAUAACAGCUACAACACCCAACCUGACACUGUCGCCCCCAUUUGGAACCUGAGAGGUGUUCUGUGCAAUGCCUGGCACCGGGUUAGAGUUACUGUGACCACACAUUAGAGUGAACAAAGGGUUUCCAAAGCAUGUAGAAAAGAGAAGGAAGUAAACACUGUGACUGGCAGCGCACAACUUUACUCGCAUGUACACUGCACUUUAGGAUAUAGUGUAAUGAAGCAGCAUCAGCAAGCUAUUAUAAGCAAUUGAUUCAGUCACCAGCUGCUCAACAGAAACACAAAUGCACUCAUACAUUGGUGGUCCUAGUUGCCUGACCAGUACUACCAGAAAGCACAUAUAUUUAUUGCCUCCAGAGCAACAGCUCACAUAUCCACCACCUCAUUGGUUGCAACAUAAUAUCACUCAGCAGGGAUUUCUUGUUGAGACAUGGCAAUCAUAGAGUGUACUCUCAUUCUUAUUAGCAGUACAAGCACUCAAACAAGGUCACUACCUCCUCCUAACAAAAAAUAAACAUUCUUAGGUAAGUAGGUACCUGCGUGAACCGUGCCAGCACAAGUACACACACACACAGUGGUGUAUGUGCAUCAUAAGCAGCAAUACGUGUAUACUUUGUUGGAUUCUCACAGUGGCAAACUCGUGAAUGAACGAUCUGAUCAGAUUUCAACAGAAGGAGGCUGACAAUAGUACCAUCUAAUAAGCUGUAUAUAACUCCAUUGAAUAUUAAAUAGCAACAUGAUGAGAUACAAGGAGACACUCUUACGAGCAGUUACAUGCAUGCAUGCUCGUGAGAGAGAUUCUGUCAUCUUAGCAGCUUGUGUGCUACUCUGUAAGAGGCAUCAUAUGCUUUCACUCAUACACGAGUAAUGCCACAUCUCAUUAGCAUCAACAAAGCCUUCCACAAGAGUCGUGAAAAGUAACGCACAUGUAACUGCGUCAUUAUUAGUAACACAAUUAUAAUUGCAACCCAUAUACAUUGUUAUAUCCAUAUCAAAUGGAACUUAUAAGUUUUAAUCAUUAGUUUUAAUAAGAGAUUAGAUUCACAAAGACAACAUCAUAUUUACAGACCAGUACCACAUUAGGGUUCACAACCCAAUCACCUACAUAGGAGUAUCUUCAUUAAUUGCACUCAGUUUAUCAGGUACACACAAGGGCAACUUACUCCCAUCCCCUCAGAAAUAAGCACCAUCACACAGGUAGAAACACAUGUAUACAUACACACCUUAUAUGUAGCACUAUGUGAUCUGCCUUAAACCAAUAACAUACACAACAGAUAAGUCAUGAACAACAGCACUGUCUAUUGACAAACAGUAGCACUCUUGAGUAGACAGCUAAAUAGGCAGCAGCACAACCACAUGCAUGUUCAAGUACUGCUCUGUGAGUAGUGGCACGCAUAUACAGUGAGCUUUGACACAAUCAAGUAUAUCUCCCUGUGGGCUAACUAAAGUACUAGCUUAUCAUGCAAGAUCUUGGAACUCCUAAAGCUGUGAAAUGACUGCUUUUUACUUUUGCACCAGAGAAGACGUUAAGGGGUCUACCAUUGAAGUAUCAAUAACCCAACCCAGCUGGUUUCUUUCCUGUAUGUACAGUAGAUGAAGGCCUGUUUUUUUCCUGUCUCGUAUGGGGGUGUGAGGUCCUGCUUACAUUAUUUUCAUGUAUACUUAAGUACUUGUUCAUCAUCCUGCCAAUACCUCUAGCAGAAGAUGAAGGACAUAACCCAAAGAUGUGUAUCUGUGCUGCUUCUUCUGAAAGCCUACCAACCUCCACACUCCUAGUUUAUCUGAAAUUAAUAACAGUCUGCUACUUCGGAGUCUGUUGAACAUGUCUUGCGAAGGACUGCCACUUGCCUGGUCAUCAGGAAUUUACACGUAAUGUUGAUGGGCUGAAAACGUGGUUCCAGAUUCAUCCCCACUUAUACCUGCAAAUGUAGACACCAUUGUGCCUCUAAGCCAAAGGGCUGCUGGAACUUGCAUUAGUUAAUAGUGCAUUGAAAAAUGCGUAAGGAAUGUAUCUGAAGAAAUCUGCUGAAGGACAAUGUGAUGAACUGAUUAGCAAGACUUCCUUGUUGUGACUACCUACAACCCUUAAUAAAUUUAUAUUCCAGUU
This is a messenger RNA of Polypterus senegalus (gray bichir), 3891 nucleotides long. RefSeq names its product sulfite oxidase (gene suox). Gene Ontology annotation, molecular function: molybdenum ion binding; molybdopterin cofactor binding; heme binding. NCBI's taxonomy places the organism in Eukaryota, Metazoa, Chordata, Cladistia, Polypteriformes, Polypteridae. Gene Ontology annotation, cellular component: mitochondrion. The coding region runs from base 133 to 1893 and encodes 586 amino acids. The record is from RefSeq and is a predicted model, not a curated record. The transcript is spliced from 4 exons.